This is a messenger RNA of Quercus lobata, 1314 nucleotides long. RefSeq lists its product as uncharacterized. The coding region runs from base 1 to 1314 and encodes 437 amino acids. The transcript has 2 exons. The record is from RefSeq and is a predicted model, not a curated record. NCBI's taxonomy places the organism in Eukaryota, Viridiplantae, Streptophyta, Magnoliopsida, Fagales, Fagaceae.
AUGGAAGGAUCAGGUCCGCGCCAAACCGGACGUGCAGAAUCUCAAUGGCAGGACAACUUUUUAAAUCUCGAACGAGGGAAGGACCAAGAUAAUCAACGAGAGGGCAGUGUGAACACCUCUCACACGAGUAAAAGCCGCUCAAAAGGGAAAGAUCAUGUAUCCCAUAAGCAGAACGAGCAAAAGGCUCUACAGCAAGAGAUUAAUGAUUUGAAGAAGAAGCUGCGUCGAGCGCAGCGAAAACGUCCUUCACCUGGCUCGGACACCAGCAGUGAUAAGGAUGGCGAAUACAGGCGAAGGUCAAAAACCCCUCCGAGCGAGACUUUUUCCUAUGAGGAAGAGCGGCCUCGCAAACGCGGCCACAAAAACCCGUCUUACCAAGGCCUGGCCAAUGAUGCCAUGAGCAAGGCCCUGGAUUGCAUCUCCCAGUCGCCAUUCACACGUAGAAUAGAGAGGGCAGCGCUUCCUCGACGGUUCAAUCAAUCGAAGUUUGCCAUAUACAAUGGUCGGACUGACCCAGUGGAGCAUGAGCCCGGUCAUACCACCGACGAUUGCAGGAAUCUGAAAAACCAUUUGGAUCAGCUUGUCCGAGAAGGAAAGUUGAGGCAUCUAUUGCACCGCCCUGAACAAUCGAAUGUCGAAACCAGACAAGGUACAUUGAGGCCACCCAUUGGCACAAUCAAUGUCAUUCUUACAGCACCUGGGAGGACCGGUUCUAGUCCUUUCAGAGUAAUGUCAGUGGACAGGUUCCCAACUGAGCCAGACGAAAGGGAAUCCAAGAGAGCCAAAGUGAGUGCCACGCCAUUGAUCAGGUUCACAGAGGAAGACAAGCAAGGAACCCUUCAACCCCACGACGAUGCCCUAGUCGUUACACUCAAAAUAGGAGGUUAUGACGUGAAAAGGGUGUUAGUUGAUCAAGGCAGCGCCAUGGAGGUAAUGUACCCCGAUUUGUAUAAGGGGUUGAACUUGAAGCCAGAAGACCUGUCGCCAUAUAAUUCCCCUCUGGUCAGCUUUGAAGGAAAGAUCGUCAUCCCGAAAGGCAUGAUUAGGCUGCCUGUACAAACAAACUCGGACGUGGUAGAGGUGAACUUCAUUGUCGUAGAUGCAUACUCCCCCUACACAGCUAUUGUGGCCCGGCCGUGGCUUCAUGCACUGGGGGCUGUGUCAUCAACCUUGCACCAAAAAGUGAAGUAUCCGUCAGGAGGUCAAGUUAAAGAAAUAAUAGGGAAUCAAGGAAUGGCUAGGCAAUGCAUGGUGUCGGCAAUCUCACAACGACCAAAUAGAGAGCCUUCCACUUCAGCCGAGAGCGGCUUAUAG